AUGCAGGGAUUUGUUCCGGUCCCUCAAGGCGUUCAUGGGCCACCCCGCCGCGACUGGAACAACCAAGGCCGGUCACCACAGGCAUACGAAGGGCCCGAAUGGGGGAGAGACGGGCGGAGGUAUCCCGGGGGAACCCCUCCGUACAACGGCCCGGGGCCAGGAGGCCGCGGCGGUGGCCGUCCGAUCCUGGACAAAGCCGGAGGCAAAUUUCCUGGCGAUGGAGCUUUUCCCGCAGCCCCUGGCCAGCCUGGUCAGGUUCUGAACCGGACCCAAGGACAGGGCCAGAUGCAGAGUCAAGGAGGGGAAGGUGUGGAUCAGCGUGCGGGUGGUCGCGUUGUGCCUGGCGGUCUUCGCCCUCUGGCAGCCGGAGCUUCAAUUGCAGGUGCAGCAGGUGCAGGUGGUGCUGGAGUUGGGGUUGGUGCGGGCCCGCCUGGGGAGAAGGAGCGUGCCGUCGUCACGAGGCUGCAGCCCGGCUGGAAGACAGGUGAGCUCGUCACGCCUUGUCGUCAAAAACCGUACGGUGGUGCGUAUGGUGCUCCGCAUGCUGGUCCGCAGGGGGGAUCGUACGGUAGACCAUAUGGCGCUGCCAGUAACGCGUAUGGCCCGGAUAAGCCCAGCAGUGACGGUGCUCCGCCAGGGUUUGAGGGGCCUGUCCCAGGGUAUGGGCUUAGGAGCAGGUACCAGCCUGCGGGUAUGCUUGGCAGGGGCGAGAGAGGAGGGGGAAGCGGGGGCGGCAAGGGGUGGGAACGAGGCGGAGGAGAGAGGGGAGGAGGGUAUGGGCGGGGUUUGGGGGCGCGAGGAUUUGGGGGUGGUAUGGGGAGGGGAGGAGGUGGCGGUGAUGGCGGAUAUGCUCCUGGUGCUGCCCCCAGACAGAGGCCACGAGGAGAGGAUGACUCUGCACGCAAGCCGUACGUGCCGGGAGCGCAGCUGAUGGUGGAGGACUCGUUCAACGACGAGACGUUUGGAGGGAGCAGCAGAGAUGCCAGGCGGAUGGAGGAAGAGAAGAGGCGUCGCGAGGAGUUUGAGCAAUUCCGCAGGGCGCAGCACCAGAAGCAGGCAGGCGGGCCACAACCACCGGGACCCCACGCCCUCUUUCCCCUCACCUCCACCACCACCACAGCCGCUACAGCUGCUACAGCCGCCACAGGCGCAGGAGCCCCUCACGCGGCCCCUCACAGGGCGCCGCUGUCUCAGGCAGAGCUGCAGCGCAGGAGGCACGACGAGGACUCUCUCUGGGACUCCCCUGCCCUCUCAGCGGAGCAGCAGGGGCGUUCCGCGUAUCCAGACGACGCAGCAGCUGAGCAGGAGGACGAGUCAGAGCCCCUCGCAUCGCCCCGUGCCACAGAGGAUUCGGAUCUGGAUGUGCAGUCAGGGGGGGCAUUGGCGGCAGGGCUGGCGCCGUCUGUGGCGGCGCUCAUGGGCCUGGCGCCCGCAGCUCCGCCUGGCUUUCCCGCUGCUGCUGCGCUGGGGAUGAAUGCACCCGCUGCUGCUGCUGCUGCUGCUGCUCCUGCUCCUGCUCCUGCUGGUGCGCCUGGGGUGGGUAAGUCUGCAGGUGGCGGAGGGGGCGAGGGAGAGAAUCUGGUGGCGUGGCUGGGAGGGAUCAUGGCUGGAGCAGGCGCUGGUGCGGGUGCUGGUGCAGGCGCGGGUGUUGGUGACAGUGCUGGUGCUGGGGGAACGGUGGUGGCGCACUCUUUGAGUGGGCUUGCUCCUUCUGGGAUCCCACCUGCCUCUGCGUCUCUCUCACUGGAAGACGUUGAGAGGGAGUUGCAGCAGUCAGCGCGUGGGGAUGAACUCAAGGAUCAAUUCAAGGAUCAAUUCAAGGAUCAAUUCAAGGAAGACCGUGAGUGUGAGCCCAACACGCCCGCGGGCGUGCUUGUGUUGAGUGACGAGAGCGGUGGUGUUGACAUGGGGAAGGGAGGAGGAGGGGAGGCGGGGCAGCGUCUCUCUGUGAGCGAUCUGUUUGCUGGGUCUGGGUCUGGGUUGCUGUUAUCAGGGGCUGAGAUCGCAGCAGGAAGAGGAGGAGGAGGAGGAGGGGACACGGUGGGUGGGUGGCCGGCAUUGUCUGGACGUGUAGCUCUUGCGUCAGACCUCGAGGCAGAUGCUGGGGUAGGCACAUCUGGGAUGGAUUCUGCUGCAGCUGUGAACGAUCCCGUUAAAGUCGAUGCCAUAGAUGCUUCUGCAGUGAGAGUGCUGGUAAAGGCCCCCAUGUCUCCCUCCCCCGCCCACCCUCCCAUUCCUGAAGGGUCUACCUCCCCCAGCUGGUCCCUGCCUCCAGAAUCAUCCCUCUUCGGUCCCUCCCCAGACAAGCAAACCAGAUUAUCCGCAGAAGUAGAAGCAGCAGCGUUUACAGAUGCCACAGCUGCAGCUGUUGCCCCUGACUUGCUGCUUGAUCCCUCGUCUUCUUCAGCUGCCGAAGCCACUUCUGCUCUUUCCAAGCUGCUUGCUGGCAGUGGCAGCGGCAGCACCACCAACAGCAGUAGUGGCCCAGGCACCGGCACGGGCAUAGGCAGCGGCGGCGCUGCUUUUCAGCAGCGCGGAAUCUGGGGAGGGAUGGGCUUUGGCGCGCUUUUGGCUGGGGGUGCAGCCGGCACCUCAGCGUUCUCUUCCGGUCAGGCCAGUCAAACCGGUCUUGACUGGUCGUCUGGGCCUCUUGGCUCCGCAACAGCAACGUGGGGGACAGUAGGGUCCGGGAAAGGGUUUAUGGAGGGUACGGCAGGGAGGGAGUGGGGCAGUGCGGAGGGUUCUGCAAGCAAGAGUGGGGGGAAAGAGAACGGGUUUGACUCGUCUUUGACGUCUGCUGCUGCCGCUGCUGCUGCUGCUGCGGAGGCUGCUGCUGGUGCUGCUCUGCUGUGGGGCGAAGGGGCAGAGGUGAGGGGGACACCUGAGGCAUUGUUGGAGCUGAUGCGAGGGGAAAAGAAGGGGCAGCAGCAGGCAGGCGGUGGUGGUGCUGUGAUGGAUGAGAGCUCUCAGGAGGGGUUGUCUGGGUUUGUCGGGAAUGGAGUGGGAGUGGGAGGGGGAGGGAGGGAGGGCAAGGGCGGGAGUGGUGACUCAUCGAGUGGAAAUGGUGUGUCGCUUCUGACGCAGCUGUUCACGAAUCCCAAGAGCUAUGAAUCGAGCACAUUGGGAGAGGGGGAGACGCUGGGGGCGAGGCUGGCAAGCAUUCGGAGUACCCUGCACCAUGCCACAGUUGCGCAACAGCCGGGCAGGCAGUCAGGCAUCCCUCUCCUCAGCCCACGAUGCAUCAGAAAUCGAGUCACUCUUAGAGGCUCUCUCCCAGAAAGCUGCUCAUUUCUCUCUCUAUCACCCCUUCCCUCCCUACCCGAUUCUUCUUUCCCCACUGGCCCCUUUGCAGGCACACAGGCAUCCCUCCCCUCAGCCCACGAUGCAGCAGAAAUCGAGUCACUCCUAGAGGCUCUCUCCCAGCAAGCUGCUCCGUCCGCUGCUGCAGCUGCAAGCAGCAGGGGAGAAAUCUCUUCAGCCGCUGUCGCUGCUCCCACCUCUACCUCUGUGGUAACCAGCGGUAACACUAGUGACGGCAACGGCUGCGGUGGCAGCAGCGCUGGUGCUGGCUUUGGCUGUGGUUUUCAGAGCAGGAGCAUACCCCUCUCUACCCUCUUUGCUCCCGAUCAAGCCACGCAUUCAGCAUCCGUGCCUAUGGCCUCUCAACCUGCAAGCACAAGGGGCAGCAGCACCGGCAUUGACAGCACCACCGGUGGCAGCAGGCGCGGAAGGGCAGCAGCAGGGGUUUGGAACCAGGCCGGGCCAAUGCACUCGCAAGAAAUCCCACACAUGUACUCAGUGUCUGCUCCUAUGGGGCUUGGACCACCACCCUCCCGCCCGGCUGUCCCUCUGGUGCCUGUGCCACCCUCGUCAGGUCUGCCCGUACCUCUGCCCAUGCCUGUGGGUCCGAGUCUGGAAGACAUUGAGAGAGGGGGAGGCGGGACUGGUGGCGGUGCUGCUGGAAUCUCCCUGCCGUUUCCUUUCCCCUUGUCCUCCCAGGGUCCUCCAGACCAGCUCGUGGAAGCAGAGCAAGGGGCAGGAGGGGGCUUAGGAGGGAGGGCAGGGGUGGGAGGUGGGGGCGGGUCGCUGCCAUUCCCUUUCCCCUUGUCCUCCCAGGGUCCUCCAGACCAGCUCGUGGAAGCAGAGCAAGGGGCAGGAGCGGGCUUAGGAGGGAGGGCAGGGGUGGGAGGCGGAGGGGCGCCGCUGCCAGCGAUGCCGUCGGCAGUGCAGUGGCAGAGCCUGGAGGAAAUAGAGGCGUCACUGCUGCAGUCAGCAGAAGGGCAGGAGCAGAGGCAAGGGCAAGGGCAGGGGCAGGGGCGGGAUGAAUACGUGGAAGCUUCGAGCUCAGAAAACCCUCAUGCGCCUGGUUUGGGGCAGCUGUUGGUGCCUGGACUGCUGGCUGCUGGUGAAGGUACGGGUCAAGGGGGGAAUGGGUCUGGCAGUGGCGCGCCGGGAGGGGCCUCUGCUGCUUCUAUGCAUCUGCUGUCAUUGCUGACUGGCGGGGCACAGGUAGGAGCGGGAGGUGGGACUGCAGGUGGAGGAGGAGGAGGAGGAGGAGGAGGAGGAGGAGGAGGAGGAGGAGGAGGAGGAGGAGGAGGAGGAGGAGGAGGAGGAGGAGGAGGAGGAGGAGGAGGAGGAGGAGGAGGAGGAGGAGGAGGAGGAGGAGGAGGAGGAGGAGGAGGAGGAGGAGGAGGAGGAGGGGAUGUUGGGGCAGAAGCAGCUGCAGGAGAGGCAGCUGAUGGUUUUGUUGCGAGUACUGGGGGUUCUGUGGUAGUGCGGGCACAGGAGGGCAAGAGCAGUGCGACUAGUGGUGACGACUGUAUCAACGGCUAUGUGUGUGGGCAUGAGGGCGUGUCUGGCAAUGCAGAUUCAGAUGCAGAUGCUGGUGUCGAGUCUGUUAGUAGGAAGAAGGAAAGGGCAUCGCCUGUUGGUGCUCCUGCUUCAGCUAAGGAGGUGGCAGCAGUUGCUGCUGAUAAGCAGAUAGCACCUGGCGCUGGUGAUAGCAGUGCAGCGUUUGUUGGUGAUAAGCAGAGUGCAGCAGGCGCCGUUAAGCAGAACGCCACAGGCUCUGGUGUAGAGCAGACAGGAGCAGGUGCUUCUGAGACUGCAAAUGCAGGUAGUAAGAGCGGGAAGGAGAAGGGUAAUAAGGAAGCAGGCAAAGAGGCGGGUCAACAGCCCUCGUGUGAGGAGAAAUUUGCUGUAGUAGCAAAGAGUUUGGCUGUAGCAGCAGAUUGGACAGUCGAUGGAGAUACCUCACCAGCAGCAGCAGCAGCAGCAGCAACCGCCGCAGCAGCUACAGCAGCAGGAGUAGAAGGGCGAGGGGGGGCGGAAAGAGAUGGUAAAGGUUCGUUUGAUGCGGUGCAAGGGAGGAAGGAGAUGGCGAAGCAGGAGCCUCGGCAGCAGCAGGUGCAGAAGCCUGGUAUUGUGAAGCGGUUGUUUGGGUUCUUCCAAAGCUCCCCUGCGCCUCCUGCACCACCUCCUGCUGAUUCUUCUGCUGCCGCUGCUGGGGCUGAGGAGGAGCCGAAGCAUCUGGGGAAGGACACGUCUGUUGAGGAUAGCAAUGUGGAGAGGGAUGAAAAGGGAGAGGAGUUUGUUCUGGGACACGAGAGCGAUAGAAAGGAGGAGCAGGUGAAGGCUGCUGGUGAAGGGAACGCGUUGAGCAGCAGCAGUGAGGGUGUGGGUGAAAAGAAGGCAGUGGAGACUGACACUGGUGGGGUGCAGAGUGGUGCUGAGGCGGAACAGAUGGGUGGAGAGGAAGGGGGCUUUGGGGGGCAGAAAGAGCAGGAUGGAAUGGCAAGCGUGCAAGAUACAGGCAGCCAAGGAAAGCGAUCGGGCAAUCAUAACACGGAAGAGCAAAACGAGAUGCAGCAGCAGAUGCAGCAGCAGCGGGAACAGCAGCAGCAGCAGCAGCAGCAGCAGCAGCCUACCUCCCCUCCCUCGCUCCCAAUGCUGUUCCCAGGGCACCCGUCCAUGUCCCCUUCUCCCCAGCCCCAUCCUCCCCUUAUGCAUUCUCCACAGCCCCAUCCUCCCCUUAUGCAUUCUCUCCCGCACUCGAUGCACUCGCCGCAAUCCAUGAUGAUGCACCCAUUCUCGCAGCAGCUGCCUCUUACUGACAUGCUUCAGAAGGCAGGUGAUUCCCGUCCACAUGCUGUGCCUGGUAGUGCCCUACCGCCCUGGCUCCCAGUCGAGCCAGGUCGACCUCCCGAUUACCAGCAGCAGCAACAGGACCAGCAGCAACAGCAGCACAACCAGCAGCAGCACCAGCAGCAGCAGCAGCAGCAGCAGAAUCAGCAGCAGCAGCAGCAGCAGCAACAGUUGCCUCCCCAUGCACCUAUCCAACAGCACCCAGGACUCAACUCCUCUCCCUUCCCGCCUGCCAUGCCAUUCCCCACCAUCCCGCCGCCAGGUCUCCCCCCUCCUGGCAUGUACCCACAUGCCAUGCUUCCCCAUGCCAGAGGCCCAUUCGCAUUCCUGCCUCACCACUUAUCUCCGCUUCCCCCCAACUACUCUUCUGCCUCCCCUUUCUCCUCCCCUCCCCCGUUCCCUGGCGCCCACCCCCCUGACCGCCCCCUUCUGCACUUCUUCCCCCCCCCUGGCGGUUCCCCCAGUCGCCUCCCCCAUGGCCCCCUUCCCCCUCACGAGAGCCAGCCAUUCAGUGCUGGAAUCAUCCCCCCCUCGUGA
Messenger RNA from Closterium sp. NIES-65, 6681 nucleotides. Lineage: Eukaryota; Viridiplantae; Streptophyta; Zygnematophyceae; Desmidiales; Closteriaceae. The record is from the annotation of a GenBank genome assembly.